AUGCCGCGCGGAGCUUCGAACGCGAAGAAGUACGGCCAACCGAUCUACGCCUGCGCCUGGCUGGACGAUCGAACCGCUCUGCUCGCCGGGGGCGGUGGGAAGAAGUCGAGCGGGAUCCCGAAUAGAAUUUUGAUCGCAUCGCUCGAGAGCUCUGACACGUCAACGACGACGCUGGCGGAGGCGGAGGCGUGGACGCACACCGAUGAGGACGCACCGCAGCGAUUGGCGGUGCGACCCGGGGGGGAAGAGGUGGUGUGCGCGUUCGGGGGGACGCUCGGCGUAUUCCGGGCGCGGAGGUCGGCGAGCGGGGCGGAGACGGCGAGCGGAGACGCGAUCGGUGAGGAGAAGGGGAAAGAUCGGUCUUCGUCGACGUGGACGAUCGCGCCGGCGAACGACCUCGGUUUACCGUCGCGAGUGAGCGUGACACCGGACGAGCGCGAGAUUAAGUGCGCGGCGUUCAACGCGGAAGGGACGCGUUUAGCCAUUGGAUUGGAGAGCGGCGAGGUGAAGAUUUUGUUGUGGCCCUCGCUCGAGGUCGAGAAGGAGCUCGGUGCGCACGAAAAAGGAGCGGUAACCGACAUCGCGUGGGCGCCCGACGGUGAUGACUUACUGACGACGUCGGCGGAGAACGCGACGACGAGUAACAUUGGACGCGGCGCCGUGGUAUGGAGCGUCGAGCGAGGAGAGCGCGUGCGAACGCUCUUCGAUGAGUCCAUCGCGAAUAGCCGGGCGAGGAACGUCGUUUUCCGCGGUGCGGCUUACGGACCGGGAACGAGCGCUUCGACGAGCGUGGCUUGGACCGGGGUCAAUCUCGACGGGGAAGGAUGGGUCGUAAAGUGGGAUGCAAAGACGUGGAAAGUCAUUAGCAAGGCGCGCGUCUUCAAGAGCGAACCCAUCUCUGGAUUCUCAGUAAAUGCCCAAGGCACGCUCGUAGCGGUGGGAAGCUCCGAGGGCGAGGUCAAGGUUAUCGACGCCCAAAAGUUUACGCUCAUCAAGCCCGUGAAGCGGGCGCACAUGAUUUUCGUCACCGCCAUGGCGUGGAACCCAAAAGGAAACGUCGUCUUAUCCGGAUCGGCCGACGCGAGCGCGCUCGCGACAAAAAUCAAAAAACAAUCGUGGACUCUGCGAUUGCUGCUCUGGUUCACCGUCCUGGUCGUGCUCAUCUUAUGCUGGGUCACCGUUCUGAGCGCCAUAUUUCCCGACCCGAUCGCUCGCGUGUUGGAGAGUCGUCCCGACUCUUGGAACGCCGUCGCGGAUUUCUUCUCCGAAGGAAUCAAACCGACGAGCGCCGCUGAAUCCAUCGCCCCGGACCCAUCAUCGCUCUCGGGCCUUCGCGACGAGUUGUAA
Ostreococcus tauri is the source of this 1347-nucleotide messenger RNA. Its product is annotated as Quinonprotein alcohol dehydrogenase-like superfamily. The record is from RefSeq and is a predicted model, not a curated record. Gene Ontology annotation, biological process: protein secretion. The coding region runs from base 1 to 1347 and encodes 448 amino acids. Gene Ontology annotation, molecular function: guanyl-nucleotide exchange factor activity; GTPase activator activity; protein binding. Lineage: Eukaryota; Viridiplantae; Chlorophyta; Mamiellophyceae; Mamiellales; Bathycoccaceae. The transcript has a single exon. Gene Ontology annotation, cellular component: endoplasmic reticulum membrane.